Balaenoptera musculus (blue whale) is the source of this 700-nucleotide messenger RNA. RefSeq names its product transmembrane protein 80. Gene Ontology annotation, biological process: non-motile cilium assembly. The transcript has 3 exons. NCBI's taxonomy places the organism in Eukaryota, Metazoa, Chordata, Mammalia, Artiodactyla, Balaenopteridae. Gene Ontology annotation, cellular component: ciliary transition zone. The record is from RefSeq and is a predicted model, not a curated record. Bases 76 to 507 code for a protein of 143 amino acids.
GCCACUAAAGCAUAAGUGACCCAAAAUUCCUUUACAAACUAUAUUGCUCGGGGGCGCGGGGCGGGGCGCGGCAAAAUGGCGGCCUCGCGGCGAGGGAGAGCUUCCUCCACGGUGCUCUCAUCACUCCCUCUUCAGAUGCUGCUCUAUCUGAGUGGAACGUACUAUGCCCUCUAUUUCCUAGCUACGCUCCUGCUGGCCGUAUAUAAAAGUCAGGUUUUCACUUAUCCUCACAGUUACCUGGUCCUCGACCUGACUCUGCUCUUUCUGAUGGGGAUGCUGGAAGCAAUUCGGUUAUACUUCGGCACCAAGGGCAACCUGAUGGAAGCCGAGGUACCGCUGGCCGCCAGCCUGGUCCUCACGGUGGGCGGUGCCCUGCUGUCCAUCUACUUCCUGCUCUGGCAGACCCUGGUGCUGUGGGCCGACUCGGCCCUCAGCGCCGUGCUCCUGGCGCUCCACGGCCUGGAGGCCGUCCUGCAGGCGGUGGCCAUCGCCGCCUUCGACAGCUAGGUAGGCGGUGCCCGGCCCGCGGGACAACCCUGGACAGGAGACCCUCCUCAGAGCCAGACUGUGCCCCAGCCGUCACCUCCCCCGCUGACGGUUGGUGAGCGGGAAGGACAUCUUCGUGCUGACCUGCCUCGGUGUUUGUUAGAGGGUCAGAUGGUGUGGAGGGUCUAUGAGGCGGAGGUGGGGUCGGGAGCCA